Molecule: messenger RNA, 4672 nt
Organism: Juglans regia (Persian walnut)
Lineage: Eukaryota; Viridiplantae; Streptophyta; Magnoliopsida; Fagales; Juglandaceae
Product: splicing factor 3B subunit 3
Exons: 15
Coding region: 69-4214 (1381 amino acids)
Biological process (GO): mRNA splicing, via spliceosome
Cellular component (GO): U2 snRNP; nucleus
Molecular function (GO): protein binding; U2 snRNA binding
Source: RefSeq, a predicted model, not a curated record
CUUAAAUAAUGUCUUUUCCCAGAAACCAACAGAAAACCUAGCACUCUCAUUGUUCAAACUAAUCGUCCAUGGCUGUUUCAGAGGAAGAGUGUUCCUCCGCCAAGUCCCGGUCGUCUUCACCCGCAUCUAGUAGCAGCACUCACUACCUCGCAAAGUGCGUCCUCAAAGGAAGUGUGGUCCUCCAAGUCCUCUACGGUCAUAUCCGCUCCCCAACCUACCUCGACGUCGUUUUCGGCAAGGAGACAUCAAUAGAGUUGGUAAUAAUUGGUGAAGAUGGAAUUGUACAAUCUGUAUGUGAGCAGCCUGUAUUUGGCACAAUUAAAGAUAUUGCCAUCCUACCCUGGAAUGAGAAGUUCCAUGUACGAAACCCACAGAUGAUAGGUAAAGACCUAUUGGUUGUUAUUUCUGAUUCGGGGAAGCUCUCAUUUCUCACAUUCUGCAAUGAGAUGCACAGGUUUUUCCCGCUAACACAUGUUCAACUUUCCAAUCCUGGAAACUCAAGGCAUCAGCUUGGAAGAAUGCUGGCUGUUAAUACCAGUGGCUGUUUCAUUGCUGCUAGUGCUUAUGAAGAUCGCUUGGCUCUGUUUUCCAUUUCGAUGUCAAAUGGGAGUGAUAUCAUUGAUGAGAGAAUAAUUUACCCUCCUGAACAUGAAGGAGAUGGAAGUAUUGGCAGAAGCAUCCAGAAAAACUCUAUACGUGGUACCAUAUGGAGCAUGUGCUUUAUUUCACAAGAUCCUAAUCAACCGAGUAAGGAGCAUAAUCCUGUGCUUGCCAUUCUUCUAAAUAGGCGGGGAGAAGUCAUGAAUGAACUGCUGUUAUUGGGAUGGAAUAUGAGAGAAUGUUCUGUAUUUGUUAUCUCUCAUUGUCGUGAAGCUGGACCCUUGGCGCAUAAUAUUGUUGAAGUUCCAUACAGUUAUGGAUUUGCCUUUCUGUUCAGGGUUGGUGAUGCUCUCUUAAUGGAUCUUAGAGAUGCUCAGAAUCCCUGUUGUGUUUAUCGAACGAGCUUAAAUUUUUUACCUAAUUCAGUGUAUGAGCCUAAUUUGGCUGAAGAAUCAUGUAGAGUACAUGAUGUUGACGAUGAAGGUUUAUUCAAUGUUGCUGCAUCUUUGCUAGAGCUGAAGGACUGCGAUCCUAUGUGUAUAGAUGGUGACAAUGGCAAUGUUAGUUCAGCUAACAAACACGUUUGCUCCUGGAGUUGGGAACCAGAAAUUCAUAAAAUCCCAAGAUUGAUUUUCUGUGUAGACACGGGAGAAUUUUUCAUGAUUGAAUUUUUUUUUGAUUCUGAUGGCCCUAGAGUUAAUCUAUCAGAAUGUCUUUAUAAAGGUCUUGCGUGCAAGGCACUUUUGUGGGUUCAAGGUGGAUACCUGGCUGCACUUGUGGAGAUGGGGGAUGGGAUGGUCCUCGCCCUGGAGAAUGGAGGACUGCAUUACACAAGUCCUAUACAAAACAUUGCACCUAUAUUGGAUAUGUCAGUUGUGGAUUACCAUGACGAGAAACAUGAUCAAAUGUUUGCCAGCUGUGGAGUUGCACCAGAAGGGUCAUUAAGGAUUAUUCGUAGUGGUAUCAGUGUAGAAAAACUGUUGAAGACUGCUCCUAUUUAUCAAGGUAUAACUGGUACGUGGACAGUUCGAAUGAACGUUACUGAUUCUUAUCAUGCCUUUCUUGUGCUAUCAUUUGUUGAAGAGACCCGAGUUCUAUCGGUUGGCUUAAGUUUUACCGAUGUGACUGAUUCAGUUGGUUUCCAGCCCGAUGUCUGUACUUUGGCAUGUGGCCUUGUAAGCAAUGGUUUGCUUGUCCAGAUUCACCAAAAUGCUGUUAGGCUUUGUUUACCCACCAAGGUUGCUCAUUCUGAGGGUGUUCCUUUGUCCUCUCCAGUUUGCACAUCUUGGUUCCCAGACAAUUUAAGUAUUAGCUUGGGGGCAGUUGGGCAUAACAUGAUAGUCGUUUCCACCUCUAAUCCAUGUUUUUUAUGCAUACUUGGGAUCAGGUUGCUAUCAGCUUACCAUUACGAAAUAUAUGAAAUGCAACAUCUGAGAUUGCAAAAUGAGUUAUCAUGCAUUUCCAUACCUCAAAAGCAUUUUGAGAAAAAACAAUCAAGUUCUUCUGUCAAUUGGGUUAAGAGCCGUGUGGAUGCUUUUCCAGUUGGAGUUGACAUCAGUAGAACUUUUGCUGUUGGGACGCACAGGCCUUCACUGGAAAUUUUGUCCUUUUUACCAGAUCAAGGCCUAAGAGUGCUUGCUUCAGGGAUGAUUUCAUUAUCAAAUACCAUGGGAACUGCUAUAGGUGGCUGCAUUCCUCAAGAUGUAAGGCUUGUAUUGGUCGAUAGGCUUUAUAUAGUGUCUGGUUUGAGGAAUGGAAUGCUGCUUCGGUUUGAGUGGCCUGAUGCCUCCAAAAUGACCUCAUCAGAAUUACCUAUAUACCAACCUAUCAGCGACUCUUUAGUAAAUACAGAUGCUGCUUUGUCAAGUAAAAUAGUACCAACUUCUUUUAGCCCACAGCUGGGUGAAGCUAACCUUUUUGAGAAGACAGAUGACUAUCCUGUCAAUCUUCAGUUGAUUGCCAUUCGUCGCAUUGGCAUUACUCCUGUAUUCCUGGUUCCCAUGAGUGAUUCACUUGAUGCUGAUUUAAUUGCUCUCAGUGACAGACCGUGGUUGUUGCAUACUGCAAGGCAUGGCCUCUCUUAUACGUCUAUCUCAUUUCAACCUUCAACACAUGUGACCCCUGUUUGUUCUGUUGAAUGUCCUAAAGGAAUCUUAUUUGUUGCUGAGAACAGUCUACAUUUGGUUGAGAUGGUGCACAGUAAGAGGCUUAAUGUGCAGAAAUUUCAUAUCGGAGGCACUCCACGGAAGGUCCUAUAUCAUAGUGAAAGCAGGCUAUUGCUUGUAAUGAGAACCGAAUUGAGCAAUGAUACAUGUUCAUCCGACAUUUGUUGUGUGGAUCCCCUUAGUGGGGUGGUCCUAUCAUCUUUUAAACUUGAACUUGGAGAAACAGCAAAAUCCAUGGAGUUAGUGAGGGUUGGAAUUGAACAGGUCCUGGUGGUUGGGACUAGUCUAUCUUCUGGUCCAGCCAUAAUGCCCAGUGGUGAAGCUGUGAGUACCAAAGGCCGUCUUAUUGUCCUCUGCCUUGAACAUGUGCAAAAUUCAGAUACUGGUUCAAUAACAUUCUGCUCAAAGGCAGGAUCCGCUUCUCAACGAACUUCGCCAUUUCGCGAAAUUGUUGGAUAUGCCACCGAACAGCUAUCAAGCAGUAGUCUCUGCAGCAGCCCAGAUGAUACUAGCUGUGAUGGAGUCAAACUUGAAGAGACUGAGGCAUGGCAAUUGCGAUUAGCUUAUUCAACUACCUGGCCUGGAAUGGUCCUUGCAAUAUGUUCUUAUCUUGAUCGUUACUUCUUGGCAUCUGCUGGUAAUAGUUUUUAUGUAUGUGGUUUUCCGAGUGACAAUCCUCAGAGGAUGAAAAGGUUUGCUGGAGGAAGGACACGCUUUAUGAUAACAACUUUGACUUCAUAUUUUACUAGAAUAUCUGUUGGUGAUUGCCGUGAUGGUGUUCUUUUCUAUUCUUACCAUGAGGAUUCCAAAAAACUGGAGCAACUGUACUGUGAUCCAUCACAGAGGUUAGUUGCUGAUUGUAUUCUUAUGGAUGUUGACACAGCUGUUGUUUCAGAUCGGAAGGGGAGUAUCGCUGUUUUGUCAUGUUCAGAUCAAUUAGAAAAUAAUGCAAGUCCAGAAUGUAACUUGACACUGUGCGCUGCUUAUUAUAUGGGUGAGAUAGCCAUGAGCAUCAGGAAGGGAUCAUAUUCAUAUAAGCUUCCAGCUGAUGAUGUGCUGAAUGGUAUUGACUUGUCGCACAACACCAUCAUUGCCAGUACACUAUUAGGAAGCAUAAUAAUCUUUAUUCCUAUAUCCAGGGAAGAACAUGAACUCUUAGAAGCUGUCCAAGCUAGACUUGUGGUUCAUCCAUUGACUGCUCCUGUUCUGGGAAAUGAUCAUAAUGAUUUCCGUAGCCGUGAAAAUCCGGUUGGGGUACCGAAAAUACUUGAUGGCGACAUGCUGACUCAGUUCUUGGAGCUCACAAGCAUCCAGCAAGAGGCUAUAUUGUCGUUGCCUCCUGGUUCAUCAGAAACAGUAAAAUCAAGCUUGAAACCACAUCUACCUUCACCUGUCCCAGUGACUCAGGUGGUGCAACUCCUUGAACGAGUUCAUUAUGCCUUGAAUUGAAAGCAUCUAUUCUUCUCUCCGAAUGUCGAUCUCAUGAGAUGGAUCUGCCAAGUACAGAUCAUUUGCAUACCAAAUGAAUUGCGGUGGUAUCUUCACUUGUUCUCUUUUUGCCUAAGCAAUGAAUUUCCAGCCGUAGGCCCUGAAAACUGUUUCAUACAUAAAAUAUUCCUGUCUGGUAGCGAAAUGCAAAGUCAAUACCCGGAAUCAUAAGUGACUCAAAUUCACAUUUUUUUUUGUCCAUCGAAAUAGUGGACAACAUGUAUAGGAAAUAAUGUGAAAUAUGGGUUAGGUAUCUCUGCUGAUUAAUAGCUUGUUUUGUAUAAUUUUGUAUCUCUUGUGAUCCAUUCUGUAUGGAGAGACGGUCCGAAAAUUUGAUUUGUAUAUUGGAUUAGGAUGCAAAACUAUCGGCCACCUCUUGAGUGGUGCUUUCUUUUGGGCAUCUGGAAAAGUUGCAUCUA